This is a messenger RNA of Culex pipiens pallens (northern house mosquito), 5793 nucleotides long. Its product is annotated as dual 3',5'-cyclic-AMP and -GMP phosphodiesterase 11-like. Gene Ontology annotation, molecular function: 3',5'-cyclic-GMP phosphodiesterase activity; 3',5'-cyclic-AMP phosphodiesterase activity; protein binding. Gene Ontology annotation, biological process: signal transduction. The coding region runs from base 2091 to 5552 and encodes 1153 amino acids. Lineage: Eukaryota; Metazoa; Arthropoda; Insecta; Diptera; Culicidae. The record is from RefSeq and is a predicted model, not a curated record. The transcript is spliced from 19 exons.
UAUGGUCAGUUCCUAGUAUACUUGGCGCGAAUCGAUUAGCACCGCCGACGAUUUAUCAGAACCCGCGAGAUUAUUGAUUUCGCUUCCCCGAUACACGCACUUUGUCGCUGUUGGUGAGCGUGUGUCCGCCCAUCUGACCAAGACCAAGACUAACCACACUGGUACUGAUCGCACAUACUGCACAACUGCACUUGAUGCACACACUAGGUUAGUCUCAGUUCCUUCGCCGUCGAGGUCCGGAUCGGUUCCGUGUCUGCAGUCGUCGUCGUCGAUCGCGUGCUUUUUUUUCGGGAAACAUUGUGCAACAUUUUUGCAUCGAUCGUGCCGAAAUCAUCCGCGAUUCACAAUCGCUAGAGCUAUCACUCGUUGGUGAGGAGGCGAUAAAUUGCGAUGAUCGUUUCUUGGGUGAGGAUCGUUCGCGCGGAACAGAAGCGGUGGUGAAGACGAGAUCGCGAUCGCGCUGGGUUCUUCGGGUUUUGUCUUCUUUUGUCUCGAUCGUCGUCGUCGCCGAGAAUUGUCACAACUCGUUCGGGAUUCUUCGCUGUUGCUGCUGCUUCGGGUGUCAAUCGCUGCAGUUCUGCGCUUGGAUUGUUGAAGAAUUUUGGAGUUUUGGCGAUCGGGAGGUACGCGAUCGUGGUUCAAGAGGAAUUUCCUCAGGUUUUUUUGCUGGCCUUCAGGCAAAGUGAUAGGAAAAAGCCGUGACAGAAAUCGGUCCGUAAAUCGGUGAAAUUGCGUUGCAUGUGUGCAGCGGCACGACCACUUGAAUAAAAUCAGAGAAUCCCUUUGAGUGUGUCGCGUGUUUGAGUGUUUUAGUGGAUCAACCUUUUUUUCGCGGAAGGAAAAGUACCUUUGGUGCGAAACAAAAGAUUGCCGUGAAAAAAUUCGAUUGUGCGAUCAAAAAAUCGUGCGUGCUUCGUUCGUGAUGGUCGAAUAAAGUGGAGGAAAUAAAUAAAAAAAAAAUAAUAAAAAAAAUCCCCCGUCGUUCCUGUUGCCAUCUUCGGCCACGGCACUAAAAUUUGUCACAUUGUCGUUUCGAAGUGGUGUAGUGUGUAAAAAAAGCCGAAGGUUUCGGCGUGUGUGGGACGGGUUGACGACGCGCACGAGUUCGCGCCCCGUCAUUGUAGUGGUGGCUCUGCGUGCGCGCGCGACACAAACACAAGCGAUCCGCGCGACGCACGUGCGCUGCUCGCGAUCCCGCUGAAAGUGUGUGUGAUCGGAUUUUUUUUGUUUGUUUUGUUUCGCCUCGCUGUGUUAUUGUUUUGGACAAUGUGUGUGACGACGGUGCGACGAAGCUGAAUGGAAGUGUAGAGAGCAAACAAACCCAGCAGAAGCAGCCGAGGUUUCACGCGGUGUUCUCCUUCAUCAUCAUCAAAGUGAUUUCCACCAAAAACAAGCAGAGUGGGAAACAGUGAAGAAGAGGAAGAUCCACGAUAAGUGUCCGUUAUUUAUAGCCGAAAACCCGGCGUUUGUGUGUUCGUGUGAGUGUGGUGUGGAAAAUUAUCACAAAUCUCAAAUCUGAAGGAAAAUUCCGUCCGAGGAAGAAAGUGUCCGUGUUUGUGUGAUAAAUGUCGGAAAUCUAAAGCAUCUAGUGUAAAUAUUAGAAGCUGGUGUUUUGUUUGGAAUAAGUGAAGGAGGUUUAUGAAAAGAUAAAUUUCUCAAAUUGAUAAGUUGCGAUUCAGGAAUUCGCCGCAGGCAACCAGUUUUGGAAGUUGGUCAAAGUCCAGAACGCAAUCCACGAUUACUAGUCAGGUCGUCACCGUUGAGUCCGCCAAGUCCACCGACCUUCUUCAAAAUGACUACCCCCGCUUGUCACCCUGGCCUCCCCGGGUAACACGGUUCCGCCCGUUUUGUGGCGUGCACGCCGAAAAGCCGAUUCCGCCCGGGGCCAGAGCCAGCGGCAGCAGCAGCCGGAUUCGGGUCAGCAGGCCGCAGGUUCCGCCACCAACCAGAAGGCGCACUCCUCGUCGGUCAUCCUUCGGCAGCACAAGCUCUGGCGGACGCAUGACGCGGUCACGCUGCUCGGUGGCAAUUGGAGGAUUGCUCAGAAACUAGGCCUGCACUUGCGCAGUAUAGAAGAGCCUCAGAGCAGGAUGCCCGCCGAGCAGGGGGGCACAGUGGGGCUCGAUACUUCGUUGGGCUCUCGUUCUGGUGUCCCCCUGCCACCACUCCACAGCAGCAGCAGCAACAACAACAACAUCAACAGCCAGCAAUCUCCCGUCACGGUCGGCAGCAGCAACCAUCAACAGCAGAACCACCUGCUGCUGCACAACAGCAGUAACAACCAUCACAACCAUCACAACAGUCACGGCAGCCACCUGCAGCUGCUGCAGAGUUCCGGAACCGGUUCGGGACCCACCGUCGGCGUCGGCUACGAUGUCGAGUUUGCCCGGAUGGAGUCGUGGCUGGACGAGAACCAGGAGUUUGUGCAGGACUACUUCAUCCGGAAGGCCACCCGGAACAUGGUGGACGGCUGGCUGGUGUCGCACGCCACACCGGUGACCUCGUCCGGCGGCAGCGGGAGCGCGUUGGAUUCGCCAACUCACGCUGCUGCCGGGGGUGUUGGUGGGGGUGGCGGCGGAGGAGGAGGAGUGAGUGGUGGGGUGGCCGGUCAGGGGACCAGUUCGUCCCGGGCCGGGUCGGGAGCGACGACGCCAGUGAGUUACACUUCCGGAUUAUUCUCCGGUUUCAUUCCUGAACUCUACGGGAUUCCACCCCGGUCGAGGAAAAUUUCCGCCCACGAGUUCGAGCGGGGAGGUCUGCUCAAGCCCAUCGUGAACACCAUCGACGGGACGCCGACGUUCCUCAGCAUCGGACCCCAGCACGAGGGCCCGCUCGGUGGGGGCGGCUGUGGCCAAAGUCAGCACGGGACGGCUCACGGAGGUCCCAGCGGAAGUCACCACCACCUGCACUACCGGCCGCAGCGGCUGUCGCGGAACGAACUGCGCCAGCUGGACGAACGGGAGCUGAUCUUCGAGCUGGUAAAGGACAUCUGCAACGAUCUGGACGUGCGGUCGUUGUGCCACAAAAUCCUACAGAACGUGUCAAUUCUGCUGAACGCCGACCGGGGCUCGCUUUUCCUGGUGCAAGGCAAGAGUACCUGCGGCAGUGAUAAUACCAAAAAAUGUUUAGUGUCUAAAUUGUUUGACGUGUGCUCGAGCAGCACGCUGGAGGAGAUGGAGCAGCAGGACGAGGUCAAGGUGGCGUGGGGCACCGGCAUCGCUGGCCACGUGGCCGAGAGCGGCGAACCCGUCAACAUCCCGGACGCGUACCAGGAUGAACGCUUCAACCGGGAGAUCGACAUCCAGACCGGAUACCGUACGCGGGCGCUACUCUGCAUGCCCAUCAAGGACAGUGCCGGGGACGUGGUUGGGGUGGCGCAGGUCAUCAACAAACAGGGCGACCAGUGCUUCUCGGUGGCGGAUGAGAAGGUCUUCUCGUCCUACCUGCAGUUCUGCGGCAUCGGCCUGCGCAACGCCCAGCUGUACGAAAAGUCCCAGCUCGAGGUGAAGCGCAACCAGGUGCUGCUCGAUCUGGCCCGCAUGAUCUUCGAGGAGCAGAGCACGAUCGAGCACAUGGUGUUCCGGAUACUGACGCACAUGCAGAGCCUCAUCCAAUGCCAAAGAGUUCAAAUCCUACUGGUGCACGAGGCUUCCAAGGGGAGCUUCUCGCGCGUGUUCGACUUUGAAGCCAAUGAUCUCAGCGGGGACCCGGAGGCGGAGGACGCGCGGACCAGCCCGUUCGAGUCGCGGUUCCCGAUCAACAUCGGCAUCACCGGUUACGUGGCGACGACCGGCGAGACUGUAAAUAUCUGCAACGCGUACGAGGACGAUCGCUUCGACCCGAGCGUCGACGACGGCCAGGGCUUCCGGCACAAAACGAUCCUCUGCAUGGCGAUCAAGAACUCGCUCGGGCAGAUCAUCGGCGUGAUACAGCUGAUCAACAAGUUUGACAGUCUGAUCUUUACCAAAAAUGACGAGAACUUUGUGGAGGCGUUCGCGAUCUUCUGCGGGAUGGGAAUUCACAACACGCACAUGUACGAGAAGGCGAUCGUGGCGAUGGCCAAGCAGAGCGUGACGCUCGAGGUGCUCAGCUAUCACGCGUCCGCCACGAUGGACGAUGCGACGCGGUUACGGCAAUUGAAGGUGCCAUCCGCGGCGUUCUACCAGCUGUACGACUUCAAGUUCGACGACCUGGAGAUGGAGGACAGCGACACGCUCAAGGCCUGCCUGCGAAUGUUCCUAGAUCUGGACCUGAUCGAGCGGUUCCACAUCGACUACGAGGUGCUGUGCCGGUGGUUGCUGUCGGUGAAGAAGAACUACCGCAACGUCACGUACCACAACUGGCGGCACGCGUUCAACGUGACCCAGAUGAUGUUCGCGAUCCUCACGUCGACCCAGUGGUGGAAGAUCUUCGGCGAGAUCGAGUGCCUCGCGCUGAUCAUCGCCUGCCUGUGCCACGAUCUGGACCACCGCGGGACCAACAACUCGUUUCAGAUCAAAGCCUCGUCACCGCUCGCUCAACUGUACUCCACGUCGACGAUGGAGCACCACCACUUUGACCAGUGUCUGAUGAUCAUCAACAGCCCCGGCAACCAAAUCCUGUCCAACAUGUCCUCCGAGGACUACAGCCGGGUGAUAAAAGUAUUAGAGGACGCGAUCCUGUCCACCGACCUGGCCGUGUACUUCCGAAAACGCGGCCCCUUCCUGAACUUGGUCAAGCCAAACACGGCGCCCGCGAUGUGGCAGGCGGAGGAACCACGAUCACUCCUUCGUGCGAUGAGCAUGACCGUGUGUGACCUGGCCGCGAUCACCAAGCCGUGGGACAUCGAGAAGCGCGUCGCGGAGCUGGUCAGUUCGGAGUUUUUCGAGCAAGGCGAUAUGGAGCGGCAGGCACUCAACAUUACGCCGAUUGACAUUAUGAAUCGCGAGAAGGAGGACCAGCUGCCGAUGAUGCAGGUUGGGUUCAUCGACUCGAUCUGCCUGCCGAUCUACGAGGCCUUCGCCUCCCUCUCGAACAAGCUGAACCCGCUGGUGGAGGGCGUGCGGGACAACAAGAACCACUGGCUCGAGCUGGCGCGCUCCUCUGAGGACAGGUUCGCCAACAACAACAAUGACACCACCAGCCAGAACAAUAACAAAAACAAGACCAACUUGAGUGCGGGGUCCAGCUGCAACAGCAAUAGCAACGCGACUACUCAAAAUUCCAGCGAAGAAACCAGCGAGGAGAGGCGACCUUCGGUGGGAUCAUCACCCGCGUCCCGGAGGUCACCCAACGGCUCGCCGACACCUCCGGCCACCGUCCAGGACAGUGACAACCACAGCAUAGGAAGCGCCGGCCACGCGGACAUUGCGGAGAAGAUUGUGGGCCGGCUCGGGGUCGAUCUGACCACGUCGUCACCGUUCACGGAAGUUCCGUCCUACCUGAUGGGCAAGAAGGAGAACGGCUGGGUGGGCGGUGGAGCCGCUGGAGCGGGCGAAAAAGUUCGCCUGCUGCGGUUGAGUUCGCUCGAGGCUAAACCGGCCACCGGCGAGCAACCCGUUUCGGACCAAUAAAUCAAACACAGAGACAACAACAAAAAGCAAAAGCAAGAACUGGACUAAAGUAUUUUACGAUUUACCGUAACCCAGCAAAAACGAAACGAAUUUAUUCCUAAAUAUAUUUACACAAAUCAAACAAGCACGCAGCAAGUAAGCAAGCAAGACGAGGCGAGGAGCGACCUCGGCCUCGAAAAACACUUUGACUGGGAAACAGUGAGAAAGGCUUCGGAGAAUGAUUUUAAAAACAAACACAAAC